GGGCAGCGAAGGCUACAUAUAGAGUCUGUCUCAAAAAACUAAAAAGAAAAAACAACUUUGUGUCUGAGGGUGUGGCUCGGUUGGUCUGGUGCCUAACAAACAUGCUUGCAAGAAGCCAUGAACAGAGCCCUGGGUUUGAUGCCGAUUGCUGUAUAAAGCUUGAUGUGGUGGUUCACUUCACUUACCUUACACUGGGGUAGCAGAGGCAGGAGUAUUAGGAGUUCAUAGUCAUAUUUAACUACAUAGCAAGUUCAAGGCUAGUCUGGGUGACAUAAGAAAAAUUUUUCUUGGUACUUUGUGUGAAACAUCAUGACUGCUAUUUAUAGAGAGCAUCCUGUGUACCAGGUACUGGGCCAAGAACUUUUGGUUACCUCAGUAAUUCAUAUAACAUCAUUAAGUUACUUUGUCAUCAUCUCAGCUUUAGGUAUAAGGAGACUGAAAUGAGUUAGAUAUUCAAGACUAGUUGGCCAGUCUUGGUGGCACAUUUCAGUAAUCAAUGAGCUAAAUAAUCAAUAGUGCAAGGAAGAUUGAGAGUUUGAGGCCAAGUACAGCAUGAACGCAAACACCGUUAAUCCUAGGACUCAGGAUGCAGAGGUUGGCAGAUCUCUAAGUUUAUGAAUAGCCUGGUCUACACAGCGAGCUCCAGGCUAGCCAGGGCUACAUGGUGAGAGCCUAUCUCUCUCAGAAAACAACAACAACAACAAAUAGUCAUCAUGUGACUAGACCUAGGACUGGAAGCCAGGCCUGCCCCGCUGGCCUGUGUCUUACCCACACACACCAUGUAAGGCUGACAUGAGUGCCAUUGCCCCUUAGAUACAGAAGCAGCUUUGUUAGCAGAUCUCAUACUGUAGGUCACCCAGUCGAUCAGAAGCAGAGAUGGCAUCCCAACCUCUGCUGGUCCUGAGGCCUCUGAGUCCCCCAUGCCUAGGCCGGGACAGCAAUGGAUGGGUAUUACACAAGUUUUAUUUUUUGCAAUUAAAAAAAUCAUGUAAAAAACAAAACCAUCACAUUUUAUAUUAAGGAAACUCAAAAGUAUUACUGAAGUAAUAUAGAUAAGCCAAAAGAAGAGUGAUAUACUAUGUGUGCUGAUGCAUGCCUAUAAUCCCAGCACUUGGGAGAGACAGGAAUUCAAGUCCAGCUUGGGCUAUAUGAGACCUUGCCUUAUUUAAAAAAGAAAAAAGUUGAAAUAUCCAUACUUUCACCUGUCACCUUUUUAAGACAGGGUCUCCCUGUGUAGCUUAGGUUGGUCGUUGGUCUUAGCCUCUGAGUUUACAGUUCACACAGUUCCUUUCAGAUAUUUUUAAAAUGCAAAUGCAGUGCUAUGUAUUCACUACAUGCAGCUUCUUUCAGGCCUGACUUACUGUGGGGAGACCCUGUGGCCCAUGCGAUGCUGCUCCUGCUAUCUCCUGAGCAAGGCCGAUCGGGAGAGGGAUCUCUGUUAGUUGAGCAGACCCCAGCAGAUAAGGAUGAGGUGCAGGGCUCCGGGCCUCCCCUGAUGUUUGCAGAGGCAAGACAGCAGGUCUGGGGCCUCCAGAAUGCCCCCUGUCAUGUGGCCACUGAAACCUGGAAUCAUCGUUGGAACUGGGGUAGCAGAAGAUCCGAGACCAAGUCUUAGGUUUUUUCUGGUUGGAAAGGAGAGCUGGCCUCCCUGGAAUCCACAGAGACAGACCUGGUGUUUAGCUGGGUGGGAAGACAGCAGAGGAAGGGAGGCAGUAGGCAUGGUUCACUGUCCCCUACCUCCUCUUCCUACCCCUCCUCAGCCCUUAAGGCCAGGUAGGAGUCUCUGUGAGACUCAACCUUCAAGGGCCCAGGGCAGGGCUGUUACAGUGACUCUUUCCCUACAGAGCACUGAACCCAGACCCUUCACUUCCUACCUUACCAGCAGAAGGAUGAUAAAAGGGGGCCUCAGGGCCUGACUGGCAAGAACCUGAGGGUCUGUGAUCCCCCAGUUCUCAAAAGGCAUCUCCCUUCUCAAGGACCCUGAAAGAGUGGGAAUCCUUUCCAUCUUGGAAGGACUCUGAGGUAGGGGCCGUGGGUCCUGUCAAAAGGAACAGUAAACUGUAGGCCGGCCAGAGGCACAACUGCACUCCAUCAAAAACAUCCAUCCUUCAAGGGUCGCAAAGCCUGCGAGGUAGAGAACCAGGAUUCCCAAGUCAUGGUCACUCUUCCCUCUGCACCCCUCUGCUCAAAAGUGGAACCUCUCAGCUUGAGAGGAAGAUGAGGGUCAGGCAGGAAGAGAGUUCAGUGUGAGAACUCAAGGCAGACAGAUGGCCACACCUCUGAGCAGAAUCUCCAGGACUGGCUACCAGACAAGCCUUGCAGUCUCCUCAGGCAGGAAAGCCUAGGAGGAAUCAGGAAUCGGUGAAGGCGACUUCCAGGUCCCAACUCUAUAGCCUUCCUGUGGAGCCCUGAAUGAACUGAACACAUGCACAGCCCACCUUUGGUCCUGUGGUUUACAGUGACUGACAGAAACCCCUCCUCUGUGCCCCCCCAGGCACUGCAUAAUUGAUGGCCAGGGAGACAGGUCCCCCCCCCCAGGGUGACCGAAUGUCUGGGCCUGGGGCUUCUAGUCUGCCACCCCCAAAGCUCCGGCGCCAAGACCCAGCUGGGGGGACCUUGAGACACAGCUGGUGCGGGAAAGAAAGGGGGACAUUUGCCGGGAAAGAGGACUCUCCCUGGGGACCCUCAGCUCUCCCUGUCUUCUCUCAGGUCAGUCUAGAAGAGCUGUCAUUAGCCUGAGGGGUGGUAGAGUACCCAGAGCAUGGCUAAAUGCCCUACCUUUCCCUGGGUCUCAUCUCCUGCUUUCUCAGCUCCUCCCUAAGAGGCGAGCAGGUGGGAUGGCUGGCUUCUCGGCUCUCCCCAGCUGCUGGCCCUGGAUACCACAGGGCCCUCUGGGGCUGCCUGUGUGAUCCCAGGGAGGAAGAACUACAGACUGGUUCUGAGGAUGACUGUACCUGGUUUGCAGGCCGGCUGAUGCCAAAACCAUUUUAAAAACCUGAUGGUGUGUGGUUUGAUACCUAAAACUCAGCUUCUAGAUAGGAAACAAACUAGGAAAGGGAAAAGUGGUCUGUGUUCUCCGUCUCCAUCUCCCCAGGGUUCUCUGUUUUUCAGAACCAUCUUUUCAGGCCAUCCUCCAGGUUUGGCGCUGGUUGUCCAGUCUCUGCACCCAGUCUCCAUCUCCAUUUCUUAACUUCUGUGUGGUACCUGUACCCCAGGCAACCCUGCGAGUCCUCCCUCCCGCUCCCUCUCCCUCCACCAGAUGCCCAGCCCAAGUAUCUGGCAUGCGGGGGUCGGAGGAAGGUGGGCCUCAGGGGACCCGGGUGGGACCCUCUGCGGGGUCCGCACCUGCCUGCGGGCGGGCAGCCGACAGAGCCUCCACUCCUGAGCCUGCCCAGGUCAGAGGCGGACGCCGGUGGAGCCCCGCCCCCGCCUCGCGUUCACGUGACCCUAGGCUAAUCUUGUCCCGGUGACUUCACGGGCCCAGUCGUCAUGGUUACGCCGCAGCGCCCAGCCCUCCCCCCAGCCGGCUCUGCUCCCUUCUCCCCUCCUGGACCCCUCCCACAGCCGCGCCCCCAGCCCCGCACCACGUGACUGUCGGGAAGGAGGUCGGCAGGGGAGGGGGAGCUGUGGCCGUAACCCCUUCCACUCCGCCUGCGGCCCUCGGCCGUGGGCCGUGGUGGCCGGGCGGUCCAGCAGGUGGGCCGAGAGCAUGCGAGAGCCCCAGCCGGGAGGCCGCGGGCCCGCUGCUCAGCACACCUGGCUCCAGAGGCCAUGGCUUGCCUCCAUGAGACCCGAACACCCUCCCCUUCCUUUGGGGGUUUUGUGUCUACUCUAAGUGAGGCUUCCAUGCGAAAGCUGGAUCCAGACACUUCCGACUGCACCCCUGAGAAGGACCUAACACCUACCCAAUGUGUACUUCGAGAUGUUGUGCCUCUGGGUGGGCAGGGCGGGGGAGGACCCAGCCCCUCCCCAGGUGGAGAGCCUCCCCCAGAGCCUUUCGCCAAUAGUGUCCUGCAGCUACAUGAGCCAGACGCCGGUGGGCCAGGGGGAGCCACUGGGUCCCCGGAGAGUCGAGCAUCCAGAGUUCGUGCUGAUGAGGUGCGACUGCAGUGCCAGAGUGGCAGUGGCUUCCUUGAAGGUCUCUUUGGCUGCCUGCGCCCUGUCUGGACAAUGAUUGGCAAAGCCUACUCCACAGAACAUAAGCAACAGCAGGAAGACCUUUGGGAAGUCCCCUUUGAGGAGAUCCUGGACCUGCAGUGGGUAGGCUCAGGAGCUCAGGGUGCUGUUUUCCUGGGACGCUUCCACGGGGAGGAAGUAGCUGUGAAGAAGGUUCGAGACCUCAAGGAAACCGACAUCAAGCAUCUGCGAAAGCUGAAGCACCCCAACAUCAUCACAUUCAAGGGUGUCUGCACACAGGCUCCCUGCUACUGCAUACUGAUGGAGUUCUGCGCCCAAGGCCAGCUCUACGAGGUGCUGAGGGCUGGCCGUCCUGUCACCCCUUCCUUGCUGGUUGACUGGUCCAUGGGCAUUGCUGGUGGCAUGAAUUACCUGCACCUGCACAAGAUCAUCCACAGAGACCUUAAAUCUCCCAACAUGCUAAUCACCUAUGACGAUGUGGUGAAGAUAUCAGAUUUUGGCACUUCCAAGGAGCUGAGUGACAAGAGCACCAAGAUGUCCUUUGCAGGGACAGUGGCCUGGAUGGCCCCUGAGGUGAUACGCAAUGAGCCUGUGUCUGAGAAGGUCGACAUCUGGUCCUUUGGGGUGGUGCUAUGGGAACUACUGACUGGCGAAAUUCCCUACAAAGACGUAGAUUCCUCAGCCAUCAUCUGGGGUGUAGGAAGCAACAGUCUCCACUUGCCUGUGCCCUCCAGCUGCCCAGAUGGCUUUAAAAUUCUGCUUCGCCAGUGCUGGAACAGCAAACCACGAAACCGUCCUUCAUUCCGACAGAUCUUGCUGCACCUGGACAUCGCCUCAGCUGACGUGCUCUCCACACCCCAGGAGACCUACUUUAAGUCUCAGGCAGAGUGGCGGGAAGAAGUAAAACUGCACUUUGAAAAGAUCAAGUCAGAAGGGACAUGUCUGCACCGCCUAGAAGAGGAGCUGGUGAUGCGCAGAAGGGAGGAGCUAAGACACGCCCUGGACAUCAGGGAGCACUAUGAGCGGAAGCUGGAGAGAGCCAACAACCUGUACAUGGAACUGAACGCCCUCAUGCUGCAGCUAGAGCUCAAAGAACGGGAACUGCUCAGGCGAGAGCAGGCUUUAGAAAGGAGGUGCCCAGGUCUCCUGAAGUCACACCCAUCCCGCGGCCUCCUACACGGAAACACCAUGGAGAAGCUCAUCAAGAAAAGGAAUGUGCCACAGAAACUGUCACCCCACAGCAAAAGGCCAGAUAUUCUCAAGACAGAGUCUUUGCUACCUAAACUAGAUGCAGCCCUAAGUGGGGUGGGGCUUCCUGGGUGUCCUAAGGGUCCCCCCUCGCCAGGAAGGAGUCGUCGUGGCAAGACCCGACACCGAAAGGCCAGUGCCAAGGGCAGCUGUGGAGACCUGCCUGGGCUUCGAGCAGCACUGCCCCCCCACGAGCCUGGAGGACUAGGAAGCCCAGGGGGUCUGGGAGUGGGCCCUCCAGCUUGGGAUGCCUGCCCCCCUGCUCUCCGCGGACUCCACCAUGACCUUCUACUGCGAAAGAUGUCGUCCUCCUCCCCAGACCUACUGUCAGCAGCACUGGGAGCCAGAGGCCGAGGAGCCACCGGGGGAGUUCGGGAUCCUGGCUCACCUCCUCCACCCCAGGGCGAUACUCCUCCAAGUGAGGGAUCAGCUCCUGGUUCCACCAGCCCAGAUUCACCUGGGGGGGCCAAAGGGGAACCACCUCCACCAGUAGGACCUGGUGAAGGCGUGGGGCUGCUGCUGGGAACUGGAAGGGAAGGGACUGCAGGCCGGGGAGGAAGUCGGGCUGGGUCCCAGCACUUGACCCCAGCUGCACUGCUGUACAGGGCUGCAGUGACUCGGAGUCAGAAACGUGGUAUCUCAUCUGAAGAGGAGGAAGGAGAGGUUGAUAGUGAAGUAGAGCUGCCCCCAAGUCAGAGGUGGCCUCAGGGCCCGAACAUGCGUCAGUCACUAUCUACCUUCAGCUCAGAGAACCCAUCAGAUGUGGAGGAAGGUACAGCUAGUGAGCCUUCCCCCAGUGGCACACCAGAAGUUGGCAGUACCAACACUGAUGAGCGGCCAGAUGAAAGGUCUGAUGACAUGUGCUCCCAGGGCUCAGAAAUCUCACUGGACCCACCUGCUUCAGAGGUGGGUCCUGACCCCGAAACCAGCUCCUUGCCCAUGCAACACCAGGAUCUCCUUAGAGGUGAGCAGGGCCUCAAUCCCGAGGACUCAGACUGUGACAGCACUGAACUGGACAACUCCAACAGCAUUGAUGCCUUGCGGCCCCCAGCCUUCCUUCCUCCAUGAAAGACACUCUUAUUCCUUGUACAUAGAGAAAUAUUUAUAUAAAUAAUAUAUAUGCGCCACAUAAUCAACAGAUAGAUGGGGCUUUCUUAGCCUUAAGUCAGGCUUGAGAGUGAAGGACCCCCUGACCAAUUCCCGAAUAAGUUCUAGGGACACUGGCAGCUGUGGAAACAAAUGAUUCCAAGUUCUACCCUAGAGCUACGAGGAAAGGAAAUUGGUCCCUUCUUGCUUCACCCCAUUCCUUAUGUUCAGCAAGCAACUAGGCAAUAGAAAAGCCAGGCUUGUCUCUGCACUGUCUCCCCUGAACACUGGGGGGCAGGAGAGGAUCCACCUAAGACUGCACUUUUAUUUUCCGUUCACUGUUUACACAUUUUGCACUUGAGAAGAGGGAAACUGGGGCUGGGUCCUCCCCUCUGAGGUUUCUCAGGUGGCAAUGUAACCCAUUUCUUUGUCCCUCUGUCUUUCUGCCCAAGCCCUGGCUUAGGGCCCAGAGGCAAGUUAGAAGACUGAUAGCAUGUGAUGGCUCAGGCUGAAGAGCUGGAGAACUGGGGUGCUGUUUAAGUCCCUACUGUUAUCCUGGUGCCUGGUAGGGGUGGGGACUUGUCAUGUUGUAACCCCUGUGAACAACCUUGAAAUAUAACCACUCCAUGCAGGCCCA
Peromyscus leucopus (white-footed mouse) is the source of this 7108-nucleotide messenger RNA. It is a transcript of the gene Map3k12, whose product is annotated as mitogen-activated protein kinase kinase kinase 12. The record is from RefSeq and is a predicted model, not a curated record. The coding region runs from base 3772 to 6453 and encodes 893 amino acids. Gene Ontology annotation, molecular function: JUN kinase kinase kinase activity; ATP binding. NCBI's taxonomy places the organism in Eukaryota, Metazoa, Chordata, Mammalia, Rodentia, Cricetidae. The transcript is spliced from 14 exons. Gene Ontology annotation, biological process: protein autophosphorylation; JNK cascade.